Panicum virgatum (switchgrass) is the source of this 1484-nucleotide messenger RNA. Its product is annotated as endonuclease III homolog 1, chloroplastic-like. Gene Ontology annotation, molecular function: 4 iron, 4 sulfur cluster binding; DNA-(apurinic or apyrimidinic site) endonuclease activity; DNA binding. The record is from RefSeq and is a predicted model, not a curated record. The transcript is spliced from 11 exons. Gene Ontology annotation, cellular component: chloroplast nucleoid; nucleus. NCBI's taxonomy places the organism in Eukaryota, Viridiplantae, Streptophyta, Magnoliopsida, Poales, Poaceae. Gene Ontology annotation, biological process: base-excision repair; nucleotide-excision repair; base-excision repair, AP site formation. The coding region runs from base 143 to 1249 and encodes 368 amino acids.
AUAGGAUGCACCACCACAAGCACCGCAACUGUUGCAUACUCCGCAAGGAAUACAACAAAGCUCCAACCCAACGAUGAUGGGGGAAAGAGAUGAACAGACCUGCCCCAAUCGCGGCUAAACCCUAGCUUAGCGGCGGGCGCGGAUGCCCCUCGCACUCCUUCUCUCCCGCAUUUCCCAGCCGGCCAAAAUGCCCAGCACCCGCUCCGCCGCCUCCGCCAGGCUGGUCCGCGCCUCCCGCGCCGACGUCAACCCAGUUGUACAAGAAGUGAAACGUGAAUCCAGUGUUUCUUUCGAUGUUUCCAAGCCUGAAUCAACUACUUCUGUUAAGAGGAAAAGGGUGAAGCGAGAGCUUGAAGUGAAUGGGGAGCCUCCUAAGAAGCAGGUUGGUAUUGUCCCUGACAUUGAGGAUUUUCGAUAUGACAGGACCAAAGCGGUUACAUCAUCGAGUAAGGCAACCCUGUCUUCGGUCAAGGUGGAGGGAAAGCUCAGAGUUUCUUCAGUUAUAAAAGCUAAAGCUCCAGAAAACUGGGAGGCAGUUCUUGGGGGUAUUAAAAACAUGAGGUUAUCUGGCCAAGCCCCUGUAGAUACGAAAGGCUGUGAAAAAGCUGGAUCUCUCCUUCCGCCCAAGGAAAGAAGAUUUGCAGUUCUGAUAUCAACUAUGAUGUCUAGCCAAACUAAAGAUGAAGUUACACAUGCUGCUGUGGAACGUCUCUCUGAAAAUGGUUUACUUGAUCCUGAUGCUAUAGUCAGGAUUGAUGAGGCUACGCUUGCAAAUCUUAUCAAACCUGUUGGAUUCUAUCAGAGAAAGGCUCAAUUCAUAAAAGAAGCUUCUAAAAUUUGCCUCGAACGUUUUGGAGGUGAUAUUCCAGAUUCUCUGAACGAGCUGCUUGCUCUGAGAGGAGUUGGCCCUAAAAUGGCUCAUUUGGUGAUGAGCAUUGCUUGGAAGAAUACUCAAGGAAUCUGUGUUGACACUCAUGUGCAUCGCAUUUCUAACCGUCUUGGAUGGGUUUUCCGGGAAGGAACAAAACAGAAAACAACAACUCCGGAACAGACAAGAAUGUCUCUAGAGAAGUGGCUACCCAAGGAUGAGUGGGAACCUAUAAACCCAUUACUGGUUGGUUUUGGGCAGACUAUCUGCACUCCACUGAGGCCCAAGUGUGACAUGUGUGGCAUCAAUAACCUUUGCCCUUCAGCUUUCAAGGAAUCUUCUAGUCCAAAUCCUAAGCAAAAGAAAACGAGGUCUUCAUAGAGCUUGACCAUGACUGAGCUGGCACUGAAGGUAGAUAAAUAUUUUUGGAUUGCCCGUUGGUGGUAGAUAUUAUUGAGUAUUCUUUUGCUUGAUCUACUGUCGUGUGAUCAGCCUUGGUGCCAAGUACCAUUGGCAAACCAUGUAUCAUUUUGUAUAUAUAGCUGUAAUAUGCUCAAGACUUUUGUUAGACGGACGCAUAGAUCUUGUCAAUUGCACUAACGCGACCUGUUCGGAA